AUGGGAAUAAACGACUUCGCGGUUGUUCUAGCAACAUGUGUGCUACUCUUUCCCGGGGGUCGGGGGUUCGAGUUUGUGUACCGUGAAGGGGAGGCGGACCCAGUUGAUGUGGUCAGACGGGAGGUGGUACUGGACGGCUCCCAUGGUAGUCUAGGUGACUGGCCCCACUGGUGCCUCGGGAACCUGAACAGAUGUGCGGAGGGGUUCACGCUUGACAUGUGGGUUCGGUUUACGGAGGCGGCCGAAGACUCCCGGGAUGUCAUCGUUUUCACUUCCGGGGGACAUAUGUGGUACUCUAACGGCGUCUACUUGUUACAGAGAUUUGGAGAUGAGUAUGAAUUGGGUGUCGCCUGGGAUGAGGACAUCUGGGCAGUUCAGUUUCGCGUUCGUCCGUCCGUCUGGGUGAACAUCCACGCCGUGUGGGACCUCACUUCCGGUCUUACUUUACUCACGCCCGCAUACGAACAGACGGACAGUAUGGGCCGGGAGUUUCAGCACUUUACAUUCGACUCGUUUAUGGACGUUGAGAUCGGACUGUACACCGACGGCCGGCCGCUAACCGACGACGUCAGGUUCGAGAUCGCUAGUCUCCGGAUAUACAACUGGCUUUCAACUAUGCCAUCGGACGGCAUUGACAUGAACAAGUUAUGGAUGGGCUGUAAAAUGAUGGACACACCAGACUCGGCAUAUCCAGUCCCCUUGCCGACCGCCGCAGAGGCAUGCCGGCAGCUGUGUUCCGGAAAAGCCAUUGCAACAAUCAGCACAGACGGUGACUGCGCAUGCGCAACGUUGGAGGCCCUGGAAAAUGCACAGCCGGAUAUAUCACUGUGUAAUAACGAAACCGACUGGCAACUCUACUCCGUUUCCGGCCUCUCGGAGACAAACUCGGGUUACGAGAUUACUGUAUCUGUACAUAAGCUUGGGAACAAAGACUACGUUAAACCAUUCGAGGCCGUAGAAAUUCGCAUCAGCACCAACUUUGUCCUCGACGUCACGUUCAUUGUAGAUUUCGGUGACGGUAACAUAGAAGAAUUCGUAGACAAUAUAAUUUCCUAUUACUGGACAGAAGAAGGGAAAUAUGACAUAACUGUUUCCACAACCAUAGGGAUCGCGCAGGUCAGCGGAAGCGCAGACUUUCUCGUGCAGGACGUUGAUGAAGGGUACGCGGGCGACUUUGUUAUGCUUGGAGCGUAUCACGGCAACCAGAGUCGCCAGGCAAACAUUGACUUCCUCAAUAUCGACAAGGAGACGGCCAUUUGCGACAUCCGGUUUGGGGAUUCCGGCGGGGUGGACCAGCGCCGCAUUGAUCUCUCCGAUUAUGUGGAGACCGCCAGUCUUUUCCAUGAGUAUGGACAAAUAGGUAGAUAUGUCAUGAGCGUCGAGUGCAAUAACCCAUAUGGCGCUAUCCAAAAUGAAACCUAUUUCACAGCUAGAAAGCUCGAUAGGACGUAUCACUUCUUAGAACAGGGAAAACAAUUUAACUCAACAGCAGUUGGAGACGAAACAUUUUUUGACAGUACACUGGCCAUGCACAACGAUCCUAAUUUUGUCAUAACACUUCGACAAGAUAAUAUGAGAACACUGAUAUUAGACCCAACCUCUAUGAGAUUGCAAGAAAACUAUGUCAACUAUAAAUUCAAUGGUGAUAUCGUCGAUUCAAGAAUCAUUAACGUUCAAAAUGUUCUCCAAAGACCGACAAUUUCAUCUCUAAAACUUGACGGCGCAUGGAAUUUGACGACAGCUAUUACCAUAACCCUCCCGCCCGGAAAUAACAUGUUUGUAAAUGUAAGUUUUGGUCUCGGUGUCGGAGAGAUGUUCUACAUUCACUACCAGCCAAACUUUACAGCUAUAGAGUUUAUGGUAAACUUCACUGAGCUAGGAUACUACCCAAUGCAUGCGAAUAUUUCCAAUGACGUCAGUUUUAACACUGCCGAAUCGCUAGUGUCCGUGGAAGUUCCGUUAACGAUGAUGUCACUGUCUACAUCUGACGUCAUUGAUAAGGAAAAUCCGGCGAUUCUUAUUAUCGAUGUAAAUGAUGGAAUGCAAGGGCCGAUGAAGAUCAACUUUGAAAUUGACCACGGAAAUGGUUACGUUGAUACCUUCUUCCAUUAUAAUGACAAGUAUUUCUUUGAACCUUUCCGACACGAAUACAAAUAUCCUGACUGGGGCGACUACGUGGUUUGUGUGAGGGCAUUUAACAACCUUGGGUCCGUAUUUGACUGCAUUAACGUUCGUGUUGGUCAACAGAUAUCCUACGUGGACAUCACAACCCCUACCGCCGGCCGGUUUGUGCCAGGAGAUAUUGUGACAUCCAUUAUACGUUGUCCUCAAGGGUCAGACAAGAUGUUUCGUAUCGACUUCGGUGACGGUGACACUUUUGUCUUUACGGACAGGUAUCUUGUGGAUACGGAAAACUUUAUCGACACAACGACGAUGGCGCAGACAACAUCCGCUCUACAGGUAUCUACAGACGGUACGUAUCCGAAUGGAAAUGCAAUGUUAGAAAACUCAUCGACUACGACUAUUCCAAACACCGAUAACACGACCUUGAGCGUAAAUAACUCAACAUCAUCGCCUGUUUCUAUCACACCGAUGUCAUCUGAAACUACAUCGACCGCCACAAAGUUUACGACAUCUGAGGAAAUAUUUCCCGUAAGACGACGUCGGGAGGCUUUUGGCACAGAAACUGUGACGGAGGAUCCUGCGACAACGACAGGACAAGCGACAACAACUCACAACGGUGCGACGUAUGGAUCGAGUACUAUGUACCAUGGUCCAAACGCUACGACACACUCACAGUAUUCCUAUCCAGACAAUAAUUCUAAUUCACAGUCAUCUGUGAACAUGUCAAACACAAAUAGUUCAGGAAAUUAUUCACAUAGUGACGUUAACAGUACCUAUACAACGGAGGCCCUCGUUACACCAACAACAGCGCCGCCGACGACAACAACAUUUAUGCCCUCGACCAUGGAGCCCAUUCCCGACGACGCCCUGUGGCCUCAUUUUACCAACGAUUCAACCGCCCGGAGCCGACGGGAUGGCACUAUUCUUUUAACUCACAAGUACCGCCGGACAGGCACAUACCCGAUCAAAGUGUCUGUCUCAAAUACAUUCAACUGGGCUUCAGAUGAACUCUGUCCGCCAAUAAUCGUUGCCAAUGCAACAGUCAAUACCACUUGCAUGGAACCAUUAUUAUCAGUAUCUCCAAGACUCGAAUCUUCUUCUCGAAACCCGCUUCAAUUUUACCGGUCAGAACAAAUAAACCUUACGGCAACUGCCUCCUUUACGGGAUGCGGGACGUCUAAGGCCACGUACUCCUGGCGAACGGACAGACUUGUUGUAGACAAUGGGCGUACUAUCAGCCGGCCUUACCAAGACUCUCAUAUAUGUGUACUUGGGUCUUUAGACAAGAUGUUUAAAUACCCUAAGUCGACUCUACCGUUUGGGGAGUAUGUGGCAACUCUAGUAGUCUCACCAGAUGGCCACCCCUUACAGACGGCAACGUACGAAUUCUACUUCACGGUGAGGCCGUCGCCUCCACAUGCUGUUAUCGACGGCAACCGGGAACACAUGUGGUUUUUGGUUUACGGCACUACUAUGAUCAAAUUUUCGAAAUCAAUCGAUCCGGACUUUAAUACAACAGAUGGUAUUACGUACGAUCUGGUAGUUGCACCGGAAACAAAAUUAUCUGAACUGAAACAGAAAACUCUGCCAAGCGUGAAGGUCUCUUCAAGCCUCGUUAUGGAAGGAAUAACGCACAAAUACACGUCAAAGAAUCCCGUCAACCUAUAUCAGUUCGAUAAAUGCUUCAGAGAAGUUAGCGGAAAUUUGACCAAAGACAUCCGUUUCACUAAAGGCCAGUUCUUCGUGCCGUCGGAAUACUUUGAGGAGAGCGUCAGCUCGUUUGCUCUCAUUUUGUACGUGUCUAAGAACAAUUUAACGACAUCGGCGCAUGCGACGUUUGAGAUCCGAUUGAGUAACGCUUCCAACCUGCUUGACCAGCUGGAUGACCUCUUGGCGUCAAAGGAUACGACCGGCGUCAUGCGGGCCGUAACCGCCCUCUCCGGUUUGCUCGUCACAGAAUCCACAAACAGUUCUGAAGAAGAGAACUUUGAAGCACAAGAAGCCAUGACUGAGCUGAAGGCAAAGUUAAUCGGCGCCCUGGACUCGGUGUCGGAGGGCGUGGCAGACAUUGAUCAGGCGUCGGGAAUGAUUGGGCUGGUGGACGAUCUCACCAAGGACGGAAGCAGCGUCUCUGACAAUGCACGGGUUGGACUGAUGGACGACCUCACCAAGGAAUCGACCACUGUCCUUGACUAUGUACGGGUAAGGUGGCGGACUCUGACCAGGCAUCGGUAUGAUUUGACCAGUGCAAGAGUAAAUGUGGGUUCAGAUGAUAGGAUGGCUGUGGAGGAUAUUAACAAGCUGUCGGGGAUUAUUGGGCUGGAAGACGAACUUACCCAGGAAUGGAGCAGCGUCUCUUACAAUGCACGGGAAAGCGCAACAAACGCCAUCAAGAACUCGGCUGAAAUCACUGAAGGCUUUGCCGACGAGCCAAUGGACACACUGACAGACGUCGGUUCAAAGGUUGUCUCUGGCGUGAGUAAUGUGCUCCCGAAGCCUGACGCGACAGAGGCCUUGCUUGCGGCGCACAAGGAGAACAUCCGACAGGCAGAGGCGGACGCCAAGGCCGUCAUGGGACCCACAGACGAGGAAAUUGCUAACGGGGAGGCCGAGGAAGAGGGCGCUGACAUAAAGCUGGACGAUGACGAGGUUGAAUUGACGGAGCUCACGGAGGAGGAGAUGGCGUCCACCGCCCCGCUCCCCUACAACAAACUUCUCAAGCGCUGCGACCUCCUGCACUCGCCGCCUCUAGACAAGCUCUACAAGUACCUCUUCUUCUACGAGUCCAUCUUCAGGUCUGUGUUGAAAAACAUCAGCGAGGAGAUCAUGGUGAGUGCCGAGAUCCUGAAACUGGCCCGGAACGACAUAUUCUGCUAUAUCGGGGUGCUGGAGGAGCCCGGGGACGUCGAGUGGUACUACAACAGGUUCUUUGACAAGGAGAAACGACGCAGGGACCUCAUAAAGAAAAACGCCGAUCGAGGUGUGAGCAAGUCAUUCCUUUCGUCCAUUGACUCUGUAUCAAGCGUCCUACUGAACAAGACUGACGCAAACCAGACGGUGGAGCUAAGCGCCAAGGGCCUCAAGGUCUCCAUGAAGAGGGCCUCCGCCAACGGCUCGGACGAUGAGUCUAUGGGGGAUGGUGGUGCGGGAGUGAGAAUGCCGACGGGUAUCCUCUCGGGCUCCGGAAACGACAGUGAAGUCGGACAGACGUUGAUCAUGAACGACGACAACCCGUUUACGUACGGUAACGAGAACGACACGACGUCAAUAGGGACGGGAGUUGUGACGUUCAAGCUGUCCACGCCGGGAACCAAGAACGAGGUGCCUGUCUCCAACACCACGGAACCCAUAGAAAUCUACCUCGGCACAAGCGCGACCCUUCUGGCGGACCCUAAACUUUACACGCUGAUCCUGCGGCAGGGAGACUCACAGAGUUCCAUGGUGUACCAUCCCAUCAAUGUGACAAACAAUGACACCACCAUACACAUGGUCGUACGGCCAGAAAUGCGGGACUCUGAGGACCUCUUCGAUAUCCUCAUACAGUAUGAAAGCCGGCCUAACGACACAAACUACAUGGUUCAAACGACGCUUCCACACCCUGAGGACGCGUUCACGGCGUACAACCUGACGUGGGAGAAGGAGGACGAGGUACGCCACACGUUCUUCCCGGACGCCGAGCUCACCAGACUGGCUGGAAUGUACUAUGUAGGCGUCAGACUCAGAUCUGGUAAAGUGGACCUAUCGUCUGAGGAGACGAUGUUCAACUACACGUACCGCCACUUUCUGGGCGGCUGUCGAUUCUGGAACCACGAGAACGAGACAUGGGAAUCGGACGGAUGCAUGGUGGGCAACCUGACAACGUACAACGCGACACAGUGCCUGUGCACCCAUUUGACGUCCUUCGGCGGUGAGAUGGUGGUGCCUCCAAACACCAUCGACUUUAACAACGUGUGGGCCAAGUUCAAGGACCUGAAUGAGAACGCUGCCGUGUUUAGUACCAUCGUCUCCCUGCUUGGAGUGUAUGUGAUUGGCCUCAUCUGGGCAAGACAUAUGGACAAGAAGGACCUCAUUAAGUGGGGUGCGACUCCCCUGGAGGACAACCUGCCCACGGACAACUACCACUACCAGGUGUCUGUGUACACGGGGAUGAAAAAGAACUCGGGCACAAAGUCCAGCAUUAGCUUUAUCCUCUCCGGGGAGGUCCAUGACACGGGCGUCCGCAGGAUGUUUGACGGGAAACGACAGACACACGGAAAGGGGAGCAUCAUGAACUACGUUUUAAGCGUCGAGCAGAAGCUAGGGCCGCUCAGUUUCUGUCGCGUCUGGCACGACAACUCCGGUGACAGCGCCUGGCGUUCAUGGUACCUGGAACAGAUAGAAGUCUCCGACCUACAGACCGGCGAGAAAUAUUUCUUUCUAUGCAACCGGUGGCUGGCGUGCGAGGAGGAUGACGGAAUGGUAGACCGCAUACUUCCGGUCGCAAGCAUCGAGGACUUGGUCGCCUUUAAGCAGCUAUUCUCCUCCUCCGUCCGCAAGAAGCUCUCAAGCGACCACCUUUGGCUGUCCGUUUUCAGCCGGCCCACGCGCAGCUCUUUCACGCGCGUGCAACGGAUCUCGUGCUGCAUGUCGCUGCUGUUCCUGACCAUGAUCACGAAUGCCAUGUGGUUCAAGUCUGACGGUGAAAAGGGGGACGACUCCCAGAAGCAGGUGGUCUCAAUGAGCAUUGGACCCAUCACUUUCACGCUCUCACAGAUUUUUAUCAGCUUAGCCAGCACGAUCAUUGUGUUUCCGCCGAGUUUCCUACUGAUUACGCUGUUCCGGAGGACGAAACAGAAAAAGAACACAGUGAUGCAGGCGAACCAGACCAAACCCAAGCGCGGAAAAUGGAAGAACCUAGGCACGUCAAACUCCCUCACAAACAUGUGGGGCCCAGAGCCUAAGGAGUCCAAAUUCAAAAAGUUCAAAGAGAGUAUCAAUGAGCUGGUAAAGGGUGGUAACAAGAACAAGUACGACCCACAGGAGGAGGACUUCGACAGUAUCCCGGCCCCAACCAUCGCCGGAGACCCGAACGCCAAGAAGAUAAGGGCCAAGAAGAAGAAGAAGCCAUUCAUGUUCCCUCACUGGUGUAACUAUAUCGCAUGGGUCUUGUGUUUCUUCAGCGUGAUCGCACCCGCGUUCUUCACGAUCCUGUACAGCAUGGAGUGGGGAAAGACCAAGGCGAAUGAGUGGCUUGUAACCUUUGUUCUUUCCUUCUUCCAGUCAGUCAUCGUCGUCCAGCCCAUCAAGGUACUGUGCCUUGUGGCGUUUAUCGCGUGUGUCUUGAAAAAGCCGGACUUGGACGAAGAGAGUGACUGUACGAACGAGCUCAAUCAAGCCAUAGCCACACAUGAGGCACAGGUCUCCAGCAAGGGAUCUGAAGCCAUUGAUGAGAUUGCUCGGAAGCGCCGUGAGGCGAGCGAGACUCUGGAGCCACCGGACACUGAAAAACUUGAAGAACAGCGGCUGGCUCGAAUCAAGGAAGUUAAGAUGGAGGCAAUACUUAAAGAAAUAGCUGUGUAUGGCUUCUUCGUCAUCAUCCUGUUCUUCCUCUCCUACCAACAGAGGGAUCUCCAGUCGUUUUACUACACAGAGAACAUGAAGAGUAUGUUCCUUGGAAAGUUUGAAAAGAUAUCGACGAUGACAGACUAUUGGGAUUGGCUUGAGGGGACGCUGCUGCCUACGCUGUACGCUGCUCAGUUCCACAACGGAACCUCGCUUCACAAGUGGUGGGACCGCCGCUGCCUGAAGGACUUCGAAUCGCGCCGCAUGGGUAUAGCAAGGCUCAGGCAGUUCAGGAUUAAAGAAGAUUCGUGUAGCAUACUGGGUCUCAUGGAGCCUGUGAUCGACCACUGUCGGACAGACUACAACUGGUUCGACGACGACACGAAGGCGCACCUGCCUUUCUGGAAGGAGACCAGUGAGGAGAACACUACCAUCCUCGAGGAACGCACUGACGACCCCUUCGUAUACCAAAACUCUUACAGAUUGAAGAACAUGCCGUACUUGGCCACGCUACAGACGUACAAGGGCGGCGGCUAUGUGGUAAACUUCGAGCGGUCAUACAGAAGAACGGCGCGCAACCUGACGCGGCUUAGGGAGCAGGACUGGCUGGAUCUGCGGACACGCGCCGUUUUCCUCGAGUUUACCGUGUACAAUCCGAACGCUAACCUGUUCGCCUCCGCCAUCAUGGUUACCGAGUUUCCCGCUACCGGCGCAGCCGUCCCUAGGACCGAGUUCAAGAUAUUCCGUCUACAAAGCUACGUAGGAGGAUUUGCAAUCGUCGUGAUCUUCUUUGAAGUGCUCUACUGCUGCUUCACACUCUUCUUCUUCGUUCGCUCUGUGAAGAAAGUGCGGAAAGAAAAGUGCAAAUACUUCAAGACGUUCUGGGAUAUCCUGGAGUUUUGCAUGCUGUGCUUUGCCGUCGCCUGUAUCGCCAUGUACGUCUUCAAACACAUGCUGACUGAAGUCGCUUUCCACUAUCUCAAAAAGCAGUCACAACCGGAGUUUAUUAACUUCCAGUCGUUGGCCAUGUACGACGAGUUGUACGGCUAUAUGACGGCUUGUGUCGUCUUCCUCGCCUCCAUCCAGUUCCUCAAGCUCCUUCAGUUCAACAAAAAGAUGAACAUGCUCGGCGAAACCGUAAAGCUGGCCACCAAGGACCUCAAAGUCUUCUCCAUCGCUUUUCUGCUCUACUUUCUCGCCUUCGUCCUUACUGCGUACCUUCUCUUCGGCAAGCACAUGGCGGGUUAUAACGGUUUUGUACAAUCGGCCGAAUCCACGUUCGCGUUCACGCUGGGUGCCUUUGAUUUUGACGCCAUGAGCGGGUCACACAAAUUCUUAGGACCUAUCUUUUUCUUUGCGUUUAUCAUGGUUAUCUACAUCGGUCUUAUGAGUAUCUUCUUGACGAUCAUCGCGGACGCGUUCACGACGGUCAAGGAACAAACUGCUAAUGCUGAAAAUGAAUACGAAAUGGUGGACUUUAUCUGGAAGAAAUUCAAAGGAAUAAUAGGGGUUAAAUAA
Molecule: messenger RNA, 9183 nt
Organism: Mya arenaria
Lineage: Eukaryota; Metazoa; Mollusca; Bivalvia; Myida; Myidae
Exons: 33
Coding region: 1-9183 (3060 amino acids)
Biological process (GO): detection of mechanical stimulus
Cellular component (GO): membrane
Molecular function (GO): protein binding; calcium ion binding; calcium channel activity
Source: RefSeq, a predicted model, not a curated record